UUAAAAUGGAUCAUUCGAUGAUAUUCUCGUUGAAGUUUCUACUCUGGGCUCGCUUGUUCGUCGUAGUCGUCUCUUUACCAACCUUGGGUUACGUAGAUCGACACCGUUUAGAGACUUACGAAGAUUUUUCCGAGGAACGACUUGGCGAUUUGGAUUUUUUUAACAACCUGACCUUUCGAUUCUCUUGCGAGGGCAAACCGAUUGGCCUGUACGCGGAUCUAGAAUACGAUUGCCGAAUUUUCCACGCUUGCGAUGAUUCGGGAAAAGGUUUCCCCGUCGUCUGUCCGAACGAUACGUUUUUCGAUCAACGGGAACGCGUGUGCAGCGACGAAGAACACGUGGACUGUGAACACGCGAACGAAUGGUUUUAUUUAAACGAGUUGCCAUUCUCGGUGGAAGAGACGGAGGAGAAUCACGCUCGAACAGAGGAAAAAGAAGAAGUUCCUUCGGUGUUGCCUCUUCUGUUACAGUGACGAAAUCACAGAUUAAAACGUUUCGCGUUUAAUUUUACGUGAAAGUGUAAAAUAAAAAGCGUAUACCACAAUUGAUCUUCGGUUCGGUUCGACGAACAAUCAUCGUGAUUCUAUCGUAUCCAAAUGCAGCAUUAAUUAAGUGUCUUUAAAAAUAGAGAAACAAUAGCAAAGUGAAAAAAACCAAAGAGCGUUUUAUUAUAGUUUAAAAAAUUAGUGUUGAAUCGAAACGCUCUUCCAGACCUUGAAAUGAAUCGCGAUUUCUGAUCGCGAUAUCCAAUAACAUUCUUUUCCCCUGUUGCUCGUUUUAUUCUUUAACAACGAAGAAGAAAGGAGGAGCAUCCGAGACGAGAAUAAUUAUAUUGCGCGCGCGUCGUAAUUCAGCGAUUCUUAUCUUAAGAAAAAAUUAGCGGUGGCGGAGAACAAUCGAUAAAAAAGGCGAGAGACAAAGGGAACGGGCGAAGAGGUGUUGGUCGAGAAAAGGAAAUCAGUGGAUUCUGAAGCGUUUUAUUCUUCGUAAACGUAGAAACAGACAGUGAGAAAGAAAGAGAGAAAAAAACCUAGCAAAACAAUCGCUUACAGCCUUACAAACUAAAAAGACUUUUUUUAUUCGAUAUAACAUUAUAUAUUCCUGCGUUGUCUUUGAUCAUUAUCGAGCGCAUCGAUAAGAAAGAGCUGCCCAACAAAGUUAUUUAUUUUGUUAUUAAACCCUUCACCAUUAUAAACCCCUCCACGAACGAACAAGAUCUGUCGCUUCUAAUAACAAAUUUUAUCCGUGUGUAACAAGUUCGUGGAAACUACUACUUAGUUCGUCCCUAGCUAAGAUCGAGUCUCUGCAAUCCGUGCUAUUAUAUAGUAAGACUAUGUGUAUAAUAUAUAUAUAUAUAUAUA
This is a messenger RNA of Apis florea (little honeybee), 1361 nucleotides long. RefSeq lists its product as uncharacterized. Gene Ontology annotation, cellular component: extracellular region. The record is from RefSeq and is a predicted model, not a curated record. Gene Ontology annotation, molecular function: chitin binding. Lineage: Eukaryota; Metazoa; Arthropoda; Insecta; Hymenoptera; Apidae.